UCUUCUUCAAAAUGGGAAUAAUUUCUUUAUACACCAAAACUUUAUUAGUCGACAUUUCAAUUCUUUUUCUGACAUGUUUCCUUUGUGUAAUUAGCCAAAAUUGUGGAUGCCCUUCACCACAAGCAUCGCCCCCAUUACCAAUACCACAGGCUUCAACUUUCUUAGACCAAAGACUUGCCACGGUAUACCCUAUCAUCCAAUCUUUCAAGGCCAUAGUCACUUCAGAUCCUCUUAACAUCACCCAAUCUUGGGUUGGUUCUGAUAUAUGCAACUACAGAGGCUUCUACUGUGAUAACCCACCUGAUAAUCUCUCUGCUAUCGCCCUUGCCGCCAUUGAUUUCAAUGGGUUCCAGCUUGCUGCCCCAAGUCUUGAUGGCUUCAUUGAUCAACUUCCUGACCUUGCUAUCUUCCAUGCAAAUUCCAACAACUUCUCUGGUACUAUAUCUCCAAAAAUUGCUAAUCUUCGGUAUCUUUAUGAAUUAGACUUGAGCAACAAUAAUUUCUCUGGUAACUUUCCCACAGCGGUUCUUAGCAUUACUGGCCUCUUUUUUUUAGAUAUCCGAUUCAAUUUCUUUACUGGGUCGGUACCUCCUCAGGUUUUUGCACUAAGACUUGACGUGCUCUUUCUUAACAACAAUAAUUUCAUGCAAAAGUUACCUGAAAACCUUGGUACGACACCAGUUCCUUAUCUCACCUUAGCUAACAACAAGUUCACAGGACAAAUUCCACGAAGCAUCUUCAAUGCAUCCUCAACACUAAAAGAAGUUUUGCUCUUGAACAAUCUCUUGACAGGAUGUUUAGCCAAGAUUGAACAGCUCAACCUCGCGGGGAACUUUUUGUACGGUCAGGUGCCGGAGGUAGUAUGUGCAUUAGGAAAUUUGGCAAAUUUAUCACUUUCGAACAAUUAUUUUACUAAGAUAGGGCCAUUGUGUUGGAAGCUAGUGAAGACUGGAGUUCUUGAUAUUAGAAACAAUUGUAUUCAUGGUCUUCCUGAUCAGAGAUCAUGGCAUGAGUGUUUUUUUUUCUUCUUGCACCCUAAGUAUUGCCCUUAUCCUUCAUUCUUCCACUUCAUUCCUUGCAAGAUUCAUACACCGCCACCACCACCUAUUCAACCUCGAGUUGGACCAAAGAGGAAUUUGAUUAGUUAUAAAGCUCUUUCGAAGCAUAGAUUCUGAUGCACUAUGUAUUGGGUUCAUGAAUACUUUCAAGAUAAAGUUAAUUAUUUCUCUA
This is a messenger RNA of Ricinus communis (castor bean), 1230 nucleotides long. RefSeq lists its product as uncharacterized. NCBI's taxonomy places the organism in Eukaryota, Viridiplantae, Streptophyta, Magnoliopsida, Malpighiales, Euphorbiaceae. Gene Ontology annotation, molecular function: protein binding. The record is from RefSeq and is a predicted model, not a curated record. Bases 12 to 1175 code for a protein of 387 amino acids. The transcript has 2 exons.